Molecule: messenger RNA, 240 nt
Organism: Debaryomyces fabryi
Lineage: Eukaryota; Fungi; Ascomycota; Pichiomycetes; Serinales; Debaryomycetaceae
Exons: 1
Coding region: 1-240 (79 amino acids)
Source: RefSeq, a predicted model, not a curated record
AUGAGAGAGUUUACUACUAAAGAAUUGAAUUUAUUUGGGUCAUUUAGAUACGGCUUCAAUGAUUACAAGACUAGUGUAGCUAUUUUGGAUGAAAACCAUAGAAAUGGUAAAGAAAACGCGGCUAUUGACUUUGAAAGCUUGAUAGCCCAUAGAUUUAAAUUCGAUGAAGCUAUCGAUGCCUAUGACCUUAUUAAAGGAGGAAAUAACUGUCACAAAUGUAUCAUCAGUGGUCCAGAAUAG